UCCUCACUGCCAGUACUACUCUUCAGUCGGCUGGCAUCGGGCAGGCGCUGCAAGUUGUUUUGCUCUCCUCUGAGUUUUCGAGAAAAUGGCUGAUGCGGCCGUCAGUGAUGCGCUGCAGACGGUGUCUGAAGCAAACGGCCUCUUCACCUCGGACAUCUACAGGGUGCUGGCGGAGGAAGAAGGUAACUUGUUCUUCUCGCCAUGGAGCAUACAAGUAAUACUUUCUCUUACAUUUCUUGGAGCUGGCGGAAACACGGCGAAAGAGAUGGCGAGUGGACUUCGUCUUCCAGAAGAUAAAAAUACUACUGAGCAGGGUUUCAGUGAAACACUGAGUCAGCUAAAGGAUGUCAACGACGUCACGCUAAGAGUAGCCAACAAGGUGUUCGUGAAGAAAAAUUUUGAGAUUUAUGAGGCGUUCAAGCAGUCUGCUGGGAAAUUCAUGGCUGGAGUGGAAGAGAUGGAUUUUGUACAAGGUGGAGCGGCUGAAAUAAUAAAUAGCUGGGUGGAAAAAGUAACAAAUGGAAAAAUAAAAGACAUAAUUCCAUCUGAUGCCCUCAGUGAGCUCACUCGUCUGGUACUGGUCAACGCCGUUUAUUUCAAGGGUAACUGGAUCAAGCAGUUUACUAAAAGCGCUACAAGACCUGAACUUUUCUACCCAGAAUCACAACCAGCAAAAAAUGUGGACACCAUGUUCAUCAAGGACAGAUUCAGUUAUGCACUCAUAAGUGAACUGGAUUGUCAGGCCUUGCUUCUUCCCUACCAGGGUCGUAGAAUAAGUAUGUUGAUACUUCUGCCCCGAGAAUUAAACGGUCUACCGAAUGCUGAGAAGAAACUUACAGAUGUAAGUCUUCAACAAAUUAUGUCCAGAAUGUACAGGCCUGAAGUGAUUGUACACUUACCUAAAUUCAAAAUGGAGUACAAGAAGGAACUUAAAGAAACACUAAUGAAACUCGGCAUGACUUCAUUGUUCGGUGAUGCCGCAAAUUUUUCUGAAAUCGCCAAAGAGGGACUUAAAGUGGACCAAGUACUGCACAAGGCUUUCAUCGAGGUUAACGAAGAAGGUACAGAGGCUGCUGCUGCUACUGCUGUUAUCCUUGGCGCAACUUCCCUACAACACACACCACCACAACCAAUCAUCUUCAGGGCGAACCAUCCAUUCCUAUUCUACAUAGUGGAUCAAAAGACGAAGGUGGUGCUCUUCGCGGGACGUGUCUCCGAUCCUUCACUUUAAGAAGGCUCCUAUGGUUCAGCAAAAAGAGUUUGUGUUCUGAUGUCACCUCAGUCAUCUCCACUUCAGCGAUAUGCCAUAACAAUUUCUAGUAUGAUAAAAAAAUAUA
Molecule: messenger RNA, 1337 nt
Organism: Schistocerca americana (American grasshopper)
Lineage: Eukaryota; Metazoa; Arthropoda; Insecta; Orthoptera; Acrididae
Product: serpin B6-like
Exons: 8
Coding region: 86-1231 (381 amino acids)
Molecular function (GO): serine-type endopeptidase inhibitor activity
Source: RefSeq, a predicted model, not a curated record